AUGGAUGAAGAGUCUUACCGGUUCGUCGAGGGAGUGUGGCUGCACAAGAUAUUUAAAGAGGAACAAUAUCGUUCGGCGAUCAGCUACAAGCCACGUGACGGGGAUGUCUUCGUCGCUUCGUAUCCAAAAUGUGGCACCAACUGGACGCACUUCAUCGUCUAUAAUAUUCUGACGCGUGCGAAGCCGGUUAUUCACUUGAACGAGUUCAGACGCAUGUGCCCUUUCAUCGACGCGAACGGCAGCAGAGUCGCCGAAGACCCCCUGAGAACUGGGCCUAUUAUGACGCAUUCUCCGCUCCGUGUCCUUAAGCGAGCCAGUUGUGCGAAGUACAUCUACAUAACUAGGAACCCCUAUGACUGUGCCACGUCCUACUACCACUUUCUCAAAGGGAUCACCCCGAAAACCACUGACGUUUCCUUCCAAAGAUUUUUGUCUCUCUUCUUAGCCGGAAAGCUCGUUUACGGUGACUACUUUGAUCACUUGUUGCCGUGGUACCAAUGCCGUGAAGACGACAACGUCCUCUUUCUUACAUACGAAGAAAUGAAGGCCGACACCAAAGGACAGGUUUUGAAAAUCGCCGAUUUUCUUGGGCGCGAACAGCACGGUGCUAUGCUUCGCCGGGACGAAACUGUCUUGAGCCAGAUACUCGAUGCUUGCAGUUUGGACAACAUGAGGAUUGUCUACAAGGAUAUGCCGAUUGACAGGACAAAGAGAAGCCCUUUCUUAGAAGAAGCCUCAUCUGUGCAAGUGUCGAACGCAACACAAGAUGACGACGUGGAAAUGCAUGAUAGCCCCGGCUUCAUACGCAAAGGAAUUGUCGGCGACUGGAGAAACCAUUUUACGCUUGAACAAAUGCGACGCACAAAGGAAUGGAUUGCCAAAAAGACAGAAGGAAGUGACGUUAUGACCCUGUGGAAGGACUGUGAUCUGCCAUAGUUUACGUAUCUGACAAUAAGAAUGCCUUGAUC
Rhipicephalus microplus (southern cattle tick) is the source of this 968-nucleotide messenger RNA. RefSeq lists its product as uncharacterized. Gene Ontology annotation, molecular function: sulfotransferase activity. Lineage: Eukaryota; Metazoa; Arthropoda; Arachnida; Ixodida; Ixodidae. The record is from RefSeq and is a predicted model, not a curated record.